Molecule: messenger RNA, 492 nt
Organism: Trypanosoma cruzi
Lineage: Eukaryota; Euglenozoa; Kinetoplastea; Trypanosomatida; Trypanosomatidae
Exons: 1
Coding region: 1-492 (163 amino acids)
Source: RefSeq, a predicted model, not a curated record
AUGUAUCGAGUCUCCGCGUCACCGCAACGACUUUUGUGUGGAUUCAGCUUAACCUUUUUGUGUCGCUCCAAUGUCUCCUUGCUCAUUCCCUUCCGACUUCUCAUGAUGGUCGUGCACUUCACCGCCCUCGUGUGUGUGUCAGACGGGAGUGAUGCGAUGAUCCGAGGCGGUUCUUUACCCUCCAACUACAUGGAGAGUGAAUAUAGAUUUCUGCGCCGCGCAACAGAUGGCUUUCUGGCUGGGAGCUUUCUGUGCCUGUUCUUCAAUGUUUGGGGCGUGGUGACGGCUCGUACGCUCCGUUCGGGUUUGUUGAACAUCAUGCAUGGCUGCUUUCACGCUGCCGCAGCUGUGCUAUUGAUCGUCGCCUGGCACAUGCAAGAACGGGCUGAGCGCAUCUGGCAUGUAUUCUACAUAUUCAGCGUUAUCCCAACGGGGCUGGAGGCGAUUGCUUUGUGCGAGUCCUACUGUCGUGGCACGGACAACUUUUUUUAA